AUUACGGUAUUAAUUUUUAAAAUUCAGGCAAUAUAUCUAGAGACCCAAUAGAGAACCGGAAGUAUGAAGGACCUACCUUAUAAGACCUCACCGCGCAUGCGUAGAAGCCUCUUUUACUGUGGGGAUAAUGGCGGGUGAAACAAAGAAGAAGGUUCCCUCAGUCCCCGAAAGCCUCUUGAAGAGGCGACAGCGGUAUGCUGCCAUCAAGGCCGUGCGUCUGAAGAAGGCGAUGGCUGACAAGAAGGCACGCAAAGUCACCAGGAAGCUCAUCUUCAAGAGAGCUGAAGCUUACCAUAAGGAAUACAGGGAGAUGUACAGGCGUGAAGUCCGCAUGAACAGGAUGGCUCGCAAGGCAGGCAACUACUACGUCCCAGCUGAGCCCAAACUGGCAUUUGUCAUCAGGAUCAGAGGUAUCAAUGGUGUCAGCCCCAAAGUCCGCAAGGUGCUUCAACUGCUCCGUCUCCGCCAGAUCUUCAACGGUGUCUUUGUCAAACUGAACAAGGCCACCAUCAACAUGCUCCGAAUUGCAGAGCCCUACAUUGCCUGGGGCUACCCCAACCUUAAAUCUGUGCGAGAGCUCAUCUACAAGCGUGGAUUCGGCAAGAUCAAGAAGCAGCGCAUUGCACUCACAGAUAACUCCCUGAUUGAGAAGACCCUUGGUCAGUGUGGAAUCAUCUGCGUUGAGGAUCUCAUCCAUGAGAUCUACACUGUUGGAAAGAACUUCAAGGCUGCAAACAACUUCCUCUGGCCAUUCAAACUGUCCUCUCCUCGUGGUGGCAUGAACAAGAAGACCACCCACUUUGUUGAGGGAGGUGAUGCAGGAAAUAGGGAGGACCAGAUCAACAGACUCGUCAGAAGAAUGAACUAAGAACAUUAGGUGUUUUGGAACAUUUCUGCUGUUGGUCUGUGUGAAAAUAAAAUCAUUUACACAAA
Messenger RNA from Megalobrama amblycephala (Wuchang bream), 933 nucleotides. RefSeq names its product ribosomal protein L7 (gene rpl7). The transcript has 7 exons. Gene Ontology annotation, biological process: maturation of LSU-rRNA from tricistronic rRNA transcript (SSU-rRNA, 5.8S rRNA, LSU-rRNA). The record is from RefSeq and is a predicted model, not a curated record. Gene Ontology annotation, cellular component: cytosolic large ribosomal subunit. The coding region runs from base 128 to 868 and encodes 246 amino acids. Gene Ontology annotation, molecular function: structural constituent of ribosome; RNA binding. Lineage: Eukaryota; Metazoa; Chordata; Actinopteri; Cypriniformes; Xenocyprididae.